Messenger RNA from Vicia faba (fava bean), 1326 nucleotides. The record is from the annotation of a GenBank genome assembly. Lineage: Eukaryota; Viridiplantae; Streptophyta; Magnoliopsida; Fabales; Fabaceae.
AUGACUUCAUCACCAUUAUUAUUCACAGUGAGGAGGUUCCAACCAGAGAUGGUGCGUCCGGCUGCAUCUACUCCUCGUGAAGUUAAACUACUCUCUGACAUAGAUGAUCAACAAGGCUUACGUUUUAAUAUUCCUCUCAUUUUUGUCUUUCAUCGUGAACCAUCAAUGGCUGGAAAAGAUCCGGUAGAAGUUCUUAGAAAUGCACUGUCGCAAACACUAGUGUAUUACUAUCCAUUUGCGGGAAGGAUUAUAGAAGGUGUUGGACGCAAGUUGAUGGUUGAUUGUACUGGUGAAGGUGUCAAGUUCGUUGGUGCUGAAGCUGAUGUAACACUUGAUCAAUUUGGCGACUCUCUCCAUCCACCAUUCCCUUGCUUCCAAGAGCUUCUCUACGAUGUUCCAGGCUCGGAACUAAUUAUUGACCGUCCUAUUCGACUCAUACAAGUGACACGUCUCAAGUGUGGUGGUUUGAUAGUGGCUAUAAGUUUGAACCAUACAAUGAGCGAUGGAACUGGUAUCAAACAGUUGAUGGAUGCAUGGGCAGAAAUGGCUCGAGGAGCACAUCAACCUUCCAUUCAACCAAUCUGGUGUAGAGAGAUCCUCAUGGCAAGAGAUCCACCACGCGUUACCUACAACCAUCGUGAAUAUGAACAAGUAUUUCCACCGAAUAAUACCAUAAAUGAAGAAGAUACUACAACCAUAACCCACCAAUCUUUCUUCUUUAAACCUUCAGACAUAGCUGCACUUCGUCUCUUGGUUCCAUUUCAAUGUACGACAUUUGAUCUUAUCAGUGCAUGUUUUUGGUAUUGUCGCACAAAAGCAUUGCAGUUAGAGGCAGAAGAAGAAGUAAGAUUGAUGGUCAUCGUCAAUGCACGUUCGAGGUUUAACAAUAAUCACUCCUCACUUGUUGGAUAUUACGGUAACUGUUUUGCUUAUCCAGCAACCGUCACUACAGCAGGGAAGCUUUGUGGAAACUCACUAGGAUAUGUUGUUGAGUUGAUAAGAAAAGUAAAAACUCAAGUUACAGAAGAAUACAUACGGUCUGUAGCAGAUUUCAUGGUUAUUAACGAAAGGUGUUUAUUUACAACUGUAAACUCUUGUAUUAUUUCCGAUUUGACUAGAGCUAAAUUUAGAGAAGUGGAUUUUGGAUGGGGUGAAGGGGUGUAUGGUGGAGUUGCUAAAGGCGGGGCUGGACCUUUUCCAGGGGCAACUUACAUUGUUCCUUAUAAGAAUGCAAAAGGAGAAGAUUGUUUCAUGUUACCAAUUUGUUUGUCCUCUCAGGUAAUGAAAAGGUUUGCUGAGGAGUUAGAUCAGAUGCUUAAUAGCUAA